AUAAGCCACGUCUAUACUUUACAGGCAUCACAAUUUGGAUCUUGGUUUGAGUCUGUGCUUGAAGAUGUAUUUACUAUUUAAAAUUGAUACUGAGACAUAUUAGGUUUGCAAAUAAUCUACCUUAGUUAUUUUUAAAUAAGCUUUCGAAUGUAUUAGUUUCUUAAAAACUUUGAAAUCGCUUGUAUUCGAAAACAUAUUUUCAACUUUUCUCUUCGAUAUCUUUUACAAUGUGGCCAUAUCGUGAACUGUGAAUGUGGCGGAAUAUUUGACAAAAAAAAAAUAGUAUAGGAGAAGUUACGAUAGGGUGACAGAUUACUUAGAUGAAUCGGAAGUAAUCUAAGUUCGGUUUUUAUUAGUUCAUUUAAAAUGGAGCCCGCAGCACCAGGAACUGAAGAUGAUGCUAUUGAUUUACAUACGUUAACUAAAAAGGAAACUGAAAAUGAUCGCAUACUUAAACAGAAGGCCAUUCUCAGAAAUGGACAGUAUGAUAAUAUUUUCGAACUUUCUUAUGUCAAUGGCGCCGAACAUUGGUUCUGCAAGGUUUGUGAAUGCCCAGUUAUGGGAAGGGUGUACCAGCAUGAGCUGGGCAGAAGACACUCCAUCAAUAUGCAUGUGACAAACAGACAUCUUGAAAAAGAAAAGGACGCGGAACCGUCAGAUGAAGGAAAAGUAAUUAUUGAGGUAGCCCCCGGGGAACCAGUGCCUCCUGGGAUGGAAGGAGAAGUUACUCGACAGGCUCAAAUUCAAGAAAAACUAGAUGGAUUUAAAGUUGGGCCUUUAGUGGCUUUGGAGUACUUAAUAGAAAUGCACGACUACGAUCCGUCAAAGGAACCUUUUUAUCUAUGCAUUCUGUGCGAUAAGAGAGGCGAUCCCAGGACCGUAUUGACACAUUUGGCCAGCUACAACCAUAUUUCACAGUAUCUGCAAAAACAUUUUCCAACUUGUUUUCGUGCUCUGGCUCCGUAUAUGACGAAGCAGUACAAACGCAACUGGCAAUUGAUUCUGCAGAAAAUCGCCGAAGCCAUCGAAAAGAAGUACGGCCGAUUGAAACCGUUUGCCAUCGACCAAGAUAAGUUUGAAAAGGACCGCAUACACUAUCUGACUAUAAUAUCCAGGGGGAAACACUUCUCUGAACAGAUGGGAUAUAAUUUUAUAGAAUUGGUGGUUCACGACGAGUUGACCAAGAAUCAUGACGAAGAUGGAAAACCAACUAAACCUGCUACAAGCUGGGACGGCAAAACCUUCAUCGAGAAACCGUUCCAAAAGCGUAGCCCCUCCCCUCCGGCCGUAGCCCCGCCUACGAAAAAGACGCGCCCGCUGGCAGCAGCUGUUAAGAAACCGCCGGAGGUGAAAAAAACACCCGUCGAGGUGCCCAAGAGACCAGGAGGGCCUGGUGCUAACGUUCGACCCCCGGUGCGACCCUUUAGGGGGGAGACACGCCGGUCCAGUUUGAGCAGCAUGUCGAGCAUCUCUAGCGACGACGAGGAUAGUAAUAAGGGGCGAAAGUUUUCGAGGAAUAAGUCGCCACCGCCUAGAACGGGUAAUUAUAGACGUCGCUCUCCGUCGCCUGGAAGAAGACCAUGGGAAAGAGACGUAAGAAAACCGACUAAGGACGUCGAACAGCAGAAAAUGAGAAUUCGCGAGCGGGAACGCCAGUUGAAAUUAGAAGAAUACAAAAAGUUGUGCAUGGCCAUCGACAACGAUAUGGAAAAGACACUGAAAAAACACGAAAAGAAUCCUGAAAAACAUCCAAAGUAUAACGACGAAUGGAAGUUAUUCUGGAAUAGAAGAUAUAAAGAGCUUCAAAGUGAAGGUAGGGACGCCAGUAAAUACGAUUUUAAGCCGGAAUGGAUCGAGUUUUGGGGAAAGAAAAUGUUGGAACUUCAUCAGGAAGAGGCGAAGAAUAGGAAAGAUGCUUUGAGAAAACGUCUAGGACUGCCUGAAGAAUUACAGCCCAUCAGUUUCCGCAUUGGUGCAUCUGGAACCGUUCCCACUAAACCAGCAAAUAAACCAGUCCAGGCCCCUCCAAAAGAAAAUUUACCUAGGCCUAAUUUACCUAUGGCCGCUAGACCGGACAAUGAUCCGGAGGUUAUCCUCAUUGAUGAUAAGGAUGAACCAACUCCACCGCGAGAUAAGAGAGAUAACAGAUCGCACAGUCCAUGGGAAAGGGAGUCUCCGCCAAAAGGUUACGUCAAAAACAGAAGAAACGUCCCAUCUCCGCAACCGAGAAGAGGUUUUAAAGAUCCUCCCAAAGACGCCCGCCCGAAACCUUCCAGAGAAAUAUCCAUAGAAAAGCCGAAACCUUUCGUUAAAGAACCGAUUGACAGAUUGAGAAGGUCGAAGUCCAGAGAAUUCGGGAGGCUGAGUCCCAAGGGAUUCGGGAGGCUGAGUCCCAAGGGAUUCGGGAGGCCCAGUCUCAAGGAAUUGAGGAGAUCGAAAUCGAGAGAGCUAAGGAGGAGUAGAUCCAGAUCCAGGGAAUUCAGGAGGUCUAGAUCCAGGGAGAUAAUACCAAGGGAGAAGUUGAAGUCGCCUGCGAGAAGUCUGUCUAGGAACAGGAGAUCAAGAUCUUCCGACUCCAUGGGCAGAAGACCGUUUUCAAGGGAAAGAGAGAUCAGAGACAGAGAAAGAGAUAUUAGAGACAGAGAGAGGGAUAUUAGAGAUAGAGACCGCGAAAUCAGAGAAAGGGAGCGCGAAAUUGAAAAACGAGAUUAUAGAGAUAAUAGAGGUAGGCGCUACUCCAGAGAGAGGAGCUGGGAGAAGGACAGAUACCGAGAGAGCUCUUACGAAAGAGACUUGAAAGGCAGAGAAAGGAUUAGGACGGUGUUGGAUUUGCCAUGGGAAAAAGAAAAGAUCAUGUAUGGUAGAGGUGGUGGAGAUUUUGAUGAUUAUUAUGGAGGUCCUCCAAAGAUGCGUCCUAAGCCAAUGAUUGUACCUCCUAUAGUGGAUGAUGAGGAAGAUAAUAGCGAGGUCAACAUCGUUUCCGUGCUUCGUCUUCUGACAGCCCUGGAAGAAAGACUAGGCUCUUUAGGUCCGAAAAUAAUCGACCUCCUUGCCCAAGCCUUGGCCAUGGAAAAACAAGCGCCCAAUAGCAGCGAAUCUCUUCUCGACAAUGAAAUCAAUUGCGUCAUGUUUGAAACGGUGAAGGAAAAGCUGAAGGGCCAGCUGAUAGCUGGUUUGGUCGACCCCAUACAAGAAAGGGCUUUUAAGAAGGGCAUACAGAAAACGGCCAGUCUGAUUCAUAUCGCUGGUGAACGUAAGAGGAAUAAAGCUCCACUAACAGGACAGAGCGCGGUAGCUGUGCCAGGAGUAGGAGCAGUAGAUAAAGCAGCAAUUGCUAAGCAAAUAGCGAACGCCUUGAUUGCUCAAGGCAAGACCGACGUUACUCAAGAUCAAUUAGAACAACUAAUAAAUGCAGUGGUUGGAAUGGCAGAGGCAUCUAAAGCCUCGAACAAGACAAUAACCACUGCCAGUUUCUUGGCGCAAAUGGCAGGUGGCGCUCCAGAAACGCCCAAAGAAAAAGUCAUCAUUCCCAGAGUGCAUUCCUCGGCGGAGAAAAAGGACAAGAAUUCCGGAAUAGUGGAUUUGGACAAAUUGACUGAACCUUUGUCUCCCGCCACCCCCGAAAAGCUGUCCAACAACAUGGAAAACUUAUCGGAUUCGGAUCUUCAGACGUUGUUGCAGAACUUCAAAGAUCUCUCCACCGACGAGCAAAUGAAUUUGAUCAAUUACCUGAAGAAAUUGGAAUUGGACGAACCAGAACGCGUAGAAAGAUUGAGGAAGUUUGUGAAUUUGGGUUCGGAUAAAUCGAAAGAGAUAACUGAAUCGGAAAAAGACGAUCCACUUUCUCGGAAAAAUGGUAGAGAAAGUCCGUUCUCGAAUCGCCUGGAAGGAUUAAAUCCCGAUGGAGAGGAUCAAGCAAAUAAGAGCGACCUCAAAACAAUUCAUUUAGAUUCUGAAGAUGAAGAUUAUAGUUAUGAAGAUGUUGUUAAGGCCGCUUCCAAAAACGUCAAACAACAAGAAGCGGAAGGCACGCGUAAAAUCCUAGAGACCUCUAUCGGUUUGAACGCGAGCAAAGAGCCGAACUUGACCGACGCCAAAGCACUGAUCUCGAACCUGAUGAGCUCGUUCAGCGGCAACGUAUCGAGCAGCGGUGUCAACUUGCUCGGUCUGACCACGACCACGACCAUGUCUAGCGCCGCCAGCCUGACCACGCCCACUUCGUCCGCGGAUUUCGUGAGGAAUUUGGGAGAUAUUAACAUAGAUAGUUUGGCCAAGAUAGUGAGCAGCGUGCAGCAGAAUAGCGCCAAGGCCGAAAAACCGAAAGAGGUUAAGGCGGACACGCCGCCUGAGAUGAUUGAGUUGACUGAAGAUGAAAGACCUGAUCAAGACUUAGAUUCUCGAAAUUUACCCGACUCGAAAGGACCACCCAACUUCGGAAGGAACCCUCCAUCACAAGGCCCGUUCCCCAACCAACCUCGGCCGCUUCUUGGCCAACCUCCCAGGGGACCCCCCAUGCAAGGGUUCAAUCCGAACAGAGGAGGUCCUCCGUUCUCGCAGCAGCGCCAUCCUAGGCCAAUGGGUCCCGGAGGCCCCAAUCAAGGAGGCUACGGAAAUCCUAACCAAAGGUUCGGGAAUCCCCCCCGAGGCGUACCUCCCCCGGGUAUGUAUCAUGGCCAGCGGCCUCAAGGCGGCGGCAAUCACAAUCAAGGCGGCGGAGGCGGCCCGAGACAAGGCAGGCCGUUGCUGAAUUUGACGUUCGGCGCUCCCAGGUUUAGGGGGCCCAAUCCGCCACCGAUGGGCGGGGCGGGACCGAAUUAUAAUAGGUGGUAGUUUAGGACGUAGUAUUGUAAGGCAUGCUUCAUUUAUCAUCUCCGUAACUAUUUUUAUUUGUAAAUAAUAA
This is a messenger RNA of Sitophilus oryzae (rice weevil), 4900 nucleotides long. RefSeq lists its product as uncharacterized. NCBI's taxonomy places the organism in Eukaryota, Metazoa, Arthropoda, Insecta, Coleoptera, Curculionidae. The transcript is spliced from 20 exons. Bases 367 to 4830 code for a protein of 1487 amino acids. The record is from RefSeq and is a predicted model, not a curated record.